Molecule: messenger RNA, 1749 nt
Organism: Emericellopsis cladophorae
Lineage: Eukaryota; Fungi; Ascomycota; Sordariomycetes; Hypocreales; Bionectriaceae
Product: GTPase-activating protein-like protein
Exons: 8
Coding region: 1-1749 (582 amino acids)
Biological process (GO): activation of GTPase activity
Cellular component (GO): Golgi apparatus
Molecular function (GO): GTPase activator activity
Source: RefSeq, a predicted model, not a curated record
AUGUGGUCUUCUUCCGGCGGCAGCAGCAGCAAGAAGCCUGCUCAGUCAGAAAUGAUUCAAGUCGAAAGAUCUGACUCGCCGUUCUGGAGACCGCCUCCUCGAGGAGACACUGCUAAGCGAAGCGUCACAACGCCUGUGGGAUCAGGUCGCGAGAACCUGGUGAUUGGCGCUGCCUACUCCCAUGCCGAUAUUUUAAAGCUCGACUCGCUGAGCCUUUCGCGUACAAACUCCCGCCCCGAGACACCACCAUCUGGCGCCUCGAACUCCAAGUAUCGGUUUAAUGAUGCGUCGCCUCCGCCAAGAGCCUCGGGCGGCACGACUUCGCCCCCUUAUAAAAACUACAUAAACUUUCUCUCUAAUACGAACGACGACUGGAAAGCAGACGAGGACGAAAUGAUGGGUUAUGACGACGACGACGGGGACGACUUUGGGCUGCCAAGCCUCUCAAGCAUGAAGAGAAGAACGCGGCGGAGGGAGUCACAGCGCAAAGGGGAAGAUUCGACUACCCUCGCGCCCGCAGCGAUGGCUUCUACUUUGAACACGCAGGCGCGCCGAUACUCGAAUAGUGCCGAUAUCGCUAUCGAGCGACCAGCGCCUUCCUAUCCGAUGCCCAAAAAGAGCGAGGGCAAGAUCUUGCGACCUCAAUACAAGGAUAUCCUGAAAGCCAACGCUCUGCAUCUCAUCAGCUACCCACCGAUACCCAGCAAUGCCAGCUCAAAGGAAGCGGAUGCGAUCAGCUCGCGUAUCACACGGAUUAACAAAUUCAAGAAGCUACUGCAAGCAUCAACGAUACCCCUGCCGGAUCUGAGAGGAUUGGCAUGGUCUGGAGUGCCAGAGGAGGUGCGCGCAAUGACCUGGCAGCUGCUCCUAAGCUAUCUGCCCACGAACAGCGAGAGGAGAGUUGCGACGCUAGAAAGAAAGCGCAAAGAGUACCUCGACGGCGUCCGACAGGCUUUCGAACGAGGAUCCACCUCUGGCGCAACGGCCGGUCGGGCAAGGGGUUUAGACGAGGCUAUUUGGCAUCAGAUCAGUAUCGAUGUUCCCCGCACAAACCCGUCUAUUGAGCUAUACAGCUACGAAGCGACACAGAGGUCGCUCGAGCGCAUAUUGUACCUGUGGGCCGUCCGCCACCCUGCCAGUGGUUAUGUCCAGGGUAUCAACGAUCUUGUCACACCUUUCUGGCAGGUGUUCCUCGGUCUCUACAUCUCAGACAGCAAUAUUGAGUCUGGCAUGGACCCGGGGCAGCUUCCGAAGACUGUGCUUGACGCGGUCGAGGCAGACUCCUUCUGGUGUCUCACGAAGCUGCUGGACGGGAUCCAGGACCAUUACAUAGUCGCCCAGCCCGGCAUCCAACGGCAAGUUGCAGCCCUGAGGGAUCUUACGGCGCGCAUUGACUCCAAGUUAUCGCUACAUCUUGAGAAGGAGGGGGUGGAAUUCAUUCAGUUCAGCUUCCGCUGGAUGAACUGCCUGCUCAUGCGGGAAGUCAGCGUCCGCAAUGUUAUUCGCAUGUGGGACACCUACCUCGCUGAGGAACAGGGCUUCUCCGAGUUCCAUCUUUACGUCUGCGCUGCGUUCCUGGUCAAGUGGUCAUCGAAACUUGUCAACAUGGACUUCCAGGAAGUCAUGAUGUUUCUGCAGCGCCUGCCCACCAAGGAAUGGACAGAGAAGGAUAUUGAGCUCCUGUUGAGCGAGGCGUUCAUAUGGCAGAGUUUGUUCAAGGUCGCAGGCCACAUGUUGGAGCAAGAGUAA